This is a messenger RNA of Leptidea sinapis, 1076 nucleotides long. It is a transcript of the gene BBS8, whose product is annotated as tetratricopeptide repeat protein 8-like. NCBI's taxonomy places the organism in Eukaryota, Metazoa, Arthropoda, Insecta, Lepidoptera, Pieridae. The record is from RefSeq and is a predicted model, not a curated record. Gene Ontology annotation, biological process: non-motile cilium assembly. The transcript has 5 exons. Gene Ontology annotation, molecular function: protein binding. The coding region runs from base 1 to 930 and encodes 309 amino acids. Gene Ontology annotation, cellular component: BBSome; ciliary basal body; non-motile cilium.
AUGGAGAUCGAGUAUAGACUUAUCAAUCUUUAUAAGACUAAACAAUAUGACGCUUGCCUUAAACUUUAUGAAAGCGCACUUCACGAUAAGAAUGUGACUAGUAAUAAUAAAUUGAUGGAAUUCAUUCGUAUGCGGAUAAUGACAAUACAGACUAAAUUAGCUGGCAAUGGAUAUGAAGAGGUAGAAUAUUAUAAUCCACAAUCAAAUGAACUAAGUGAUACUGGUGUAGCUAAAACACCAAGGCCAGGAACAUCUUUUCAAAGAGAAAUUAAAACUGCGUUAAAUGAAAAGAUACCAACUACAGCAACACUGAGAACAGCAUCCUACACAGCGUCAAGGGCGCGCACUUCUAGCUCAGUUCUAUCAACAGCUGCUCGUUUCUCUAGGGCAGCUACGGCACUUGCCGACGGAUCAAGUUUCAAUCAUAACGUACCAGUCUCGUUGAGAUUUCUGUCCAAAGAUGAUAAAAGCUUUGUACCAGCCGCUAAAACAUUAUUUGAAUAUGUUUAUUACUGUGAAUGUAAUGUUCGAAAGGCAAUGGAAAUCAUUUUUCAAAUUAAGAAGAUGGAUGACAAAUCUGACUGGUGGUGGAACUAUUCAUUAGCCCGAUGCUACUCUGCUCUUGGUUUGCAGAGAAACACAGAGGAAUGCCUACGCCAAGCGUUGAAACAGAACAAACAUAUAGCUAUUUAUUUACGACUUAUUGCCAUGUAUGUUGGGUUAAAUCAACCCCUGUCGGCAUUAGAUGUUUGUAAGCAAGGAGACUAUUGGCUAUACAUCCACCCGGCUCUGAGAUUUACAACAACUUGGGAUUAUGUUGUCUGUAUUGCAGCCAGUGGGAUCUUAUCGUGCCUUGCUUCAAUCAAGCUUUACUCUACUCGACAAAUUCAGAAACUCGUUCGAACAUAUGGUUCAAUAUUGCUCACGUAGCCUUGGCGGUCGGUGACUUAACUCUGGCAAGAAGAUGUCUGCAAGCUAGUUUGGCUAUUUCCGAGCAUGGACCCGCCCAACGUGCAUUAUUUGCUUUGGAUUUACGUUUACGAAGAUUGUAAAUAAUAAGAAUAAACUGAAUAGAA